Molecule: messenger RNA, 1102 nt
Organism: Megalobrama amblycephala (Wuchang bream)
Lineage: Eukaryota; Metazoa; Chordata; Actinopteri; Cypriniformes; Xenocyprididae
Product: C3a anaphylatoxin chemotactic receptor-like
Exons: 2
Coding region: 1-948 (315 amino acids)
Biological process (GO): inflammatory response; positive regulation of cytosolic calcium ion concentration; complement receptor mediated signaling pathway
Cellular component (GO): plasma membrane
Molecular function (GO): complement receptor activity; G protein-coupled receptor activity
Source: RefSeq, a predicted model, not a curated record
AUGGCAAGCACUACUAUUGGAAUUCAAAAUAUGACCAGAAUCACUACGGACAAUUCUACAGUGCAGACAGAGAUCUUCUCAGGCUUUAAUGUCUUCAUAAUAUGCAUUUACUUUGCCAUCCUUGUUGUAAGUCUCAUUGGAAAUGGGCUCGUCAUAUUUGUGACUGGUUGCAAAAUGAAGACGACAGUCAACUCCAUUUGGUUCCUCAACUUGGCGAUUGCAGACUUCAUCUUCUCCUUAACUCUAAUCAUAAGAGCAUUUUUAGACAUUCACAGUAUCUGGCAUGUUGAUACCUCCAAGUGCACAUUUCUCUGGUUCAUGAUUUACCUAACCUCAUCUGCUAGCAUUUUGCUGCUGACAACUAUUAGUCUGGACCGAUGCCUGAGCACAUGGAUGGUUGUGUGGUCUCGUAAUAAUCGAACCGUAUUCAAAGCCAAAAUCAUCUGCGUGAUUGUGUCGGUUUUAUCCAUCGGCUUCUGCAUCCCUGCAUUCAUCAAUUGCUCAGCAACAAAGAGUGAAGGAAGCUAUCCUAUUCAAUACUACAAGUUUCUGGUCAUAUCCAGGUUUAUAUUGGCCUUUGUCAUCCCCUUCCUGAUCAUUGCAUCUUCAUAUAUAGCUAUCGGUGUGCGAGUCAAACGUCUCAAAAAGGAGAAUCAGCUCAGGUCUUACCGGGUCAUUAUAGCUGUGGUCCUGGCAUUUUUCAUAUGCUGGCUUCCUUAUCGUGUAUACAAAUUGUAUUAUAUAAGUGUAAAAGAGAAGCAGUUGAGCGAUUCUGUUAAAGAGGUUCUUUCAAAAAUUAAAGUUGUAGUUAGCUUCCUGGUUUUUCUAAACAGCUCUCUGAACCCCAUUCUCUAUGUGUUCAUGUGUGAGGAGUUUAAGAAGAAGCUGAAACAGUCUCUGCUGCUGGUGCUGGAGACGGCGUUUGCUGAAGAUCAUCUGGACUUCUGAGUCAAAAGCAAACAAAAUAUAUCACCAUCUCUAUGCCUGCCAGCUGCCAGCCACAUAAAGACAAACAAAGCACUCAUAAUUUAUGGUCAUACAGUGUAAGACAUCAUUCGUUAACUGUAAAGGGUGUGUUUUAAUUUGCAUACACUCACAAUAA